AUGAGUGAUUUUGCUUCCUUCGGUGGCUCCGAGGAGGAAUAUGCUACGGUGCGGAAGUAUCAGGCCGAGGUGGAAGCUGAUCCCGACUCCUUUGAGAGCUGGGAAAACUACAUCAAGUUCGCCGAGACCUUGGACGGGGGAUUAAAUCGUAAUUCCAGCCCCCAGGCGCUGGCCACCUUUCGCGAUGCCUACGAUCGGUUUCUCCACAAGUUCCCCCUCCUGUUCGGCUACUGGAAGAAGUACGCCGACAUGGAGUUCAAUAUUGCUGGCCCAGAAUCAGCCGAGAUGGUGUACGAGCGUGGAUGCGCAAGCAUAACCAACUCUGUCGAUCUGUGGACCGACUACUGCUCCUUCAAGAUGGAUACCACCCAUGACCCUCAGAUCGUUCGAGACCUUUUCGAACGCGGAGCAAACUUUGUCGGUCUCGACUUCUUGGCCCACCCUUUCUGGGACAAGUAUAUCGAAUACGAGGAGAGGCAGGAGGCGCAAGAUCGUAUUUAUGCCAUCCAUGCCCGGGUCAUUCGGAUCCCUUUGCACCAGUACGCUCGAUACUACGAGCGUUUCCGAACCCUCUCGCAUACUCAACCCCUGAACGAGGUCGUGCCUGCUGAUGUCCUCGGCCGAUUCCAAGCAGAAGUAGAAGCGGAGUCUGCUAGCUCGGGCGGAGGGGCGCGAUCUGAGCUGGAAAUAGAGCGAGAUGUGCGCACCAAGAUCGAUGCCAUGUACUACGAAAUCUUUACUUGCACGCAACAGGAGGUUUCCAAGCGGUGGACGUACGAGUCGGAGAUUAAGCGCCCAUACUUUCACGUCACCGAACUUGAACACUCGCAGCUCAAUAACUGGCGAAAAUACCUCGAUUUCGAAGAAGCAGAGGGAGACUUUGGCAGAGCAGUGUCGUUAUACGAGCGCUGCUUGGUCACGUGCGCCUUUUACGAGGAUUUUUGGUUUCGAUAUGCCCGUUGGAUGGCUGCACAAGAGGGCAAGGACGAGGAAGUGCGAAACAUUUACAUCCGGGCUUCCAUUUUCGUCCCCAUCAGCAGACCAGGCAUCCGCAUGCAGUGGGCCUAUUUCGAAGAGAGCCGUGGGCGGGUCGACGUGGCCCUGGACAUCCACGCAUCAAUCUUGACGAAGCUGCAAGACUGCACCGAAGUCAUUGUUUCGUGGGCGCAUGCACAACGUCGGCAGAAUGGCCUCGAGGCUGCAAUCCAGGUCUACAGAGACCAGAUCGAUGCCCCGACCGUUGACCUGUACACCAAAGCCGCCCUCGUGGCAGAGUGGGCUCAGUUACUGUGGAGGGUCAAGGGCUCGGCCGACGAGGCAAGGGCCGUCUUUGUGAAGAACUCACAGUGGUACGGGGACAGCCUAGUCUUUUGGGAGACGUGGUUUGCCUUUGAGUUGGAUCAGUCCACAGCCGGCGAAGAAGAAGAGGAAACUGCCGAGCGCGUUAAGAAGGUGUUUGACGAUUUCCGGACCAAGAGUCGCCUAUCUGCCGCAGUCAAACGGGAGCUGGCCCGGGAGUACCUCAACUACUUGGUGCAACGAGGCGGCAAAGAAGCCAUGAAGAUCUACUUGGAAGUGGAUGGCGAAAUGUUUGGGCCUGCGUCAAUAUCGGCUGUGGACAAGUCGGCUACAGGGGCAAAGGAGAACCUCGCGAUCAAAGACGAUCUGGAUGCUGUCAGCAGACGGAAAGCCGAGUCGAGGCCGCUAGCAUUCUACAAAGCUCACAGUGAGCCCAUGGCAGCCGCUCAAGGGCCCGCAGACUUUAAUUAA
Molecule: messenger RNA, 1770 nt
Organism: Ustilaginoidea virens
Lineage: Eukaryota; Fungi; Ascomycota; Sordariomycetes; Hypocreales; Clavicipitaceae
Exons: 5
Coding region: 1-1770 (589 amino acids)
Biological process (GO): mRNA 5'-splice site recognition; RNA processing
Cellular component (GO): U2-type prespliceosome; commitment complex; U1 snRNP
Molecular function (GO): protein binding
Source: RefSeq, a predicted model, not a curated record